AUGUCGAAAGAAGCCACCGCCACAUCGGAGCCUGUCGGCAUCCCCGUCACCGUUGACGCCGCCAUCGCCAACAAGAGAGGCGCGUUCAAGUGGAUGUCGAACCCGGGCAUCAUCAAAUUGAACUGCGUCAUUACCCUGUCCCUGGUGUCGAGUUACGCGACCGGCUACGAUGGCUCCAUGAUGAACGGUCUGCAGUCCUUGGACACUUGGAAGGCAUCGUUCAACAACCCCGACGCAUCGGAACUGGGACUUCUGAAUGCCAUCCAGAAUGUCGGCCAGCUCGUCGCCCUGCCCUUCUGCGCCUGGUUCUGCGACCACUUCGGCCGCAAGCCCGCCCUGCUGGUCAGCGCCGCCAUCCUCAUCAUCGGCGUCGCCCUCCAGGGCGCGGCCCAGAACGUCGGCAUGUUCAUCGCCGCCCGCGGCAUCCUCGGCUUCGGCCUCGCCCUCAACAUCACCGCCGCGCCGCUCAUGAUCAUGGAGCUCGCCUACCCCUCGCAGCGCGCGCCCCUCGUCAGCAUCUACAACUCGCUCUGGGGCCUCGGCGCCCUCAGCGCCGCCUGGAUCACCUACGGCACCUUCCGCAUCGGCGACACCUGGGCCUGGCGCAUCCCCUCCAUCCUGCAGGGCCUCUCCAGCGUCGUCCAGCUCGGCCUCUGCUUCUUCAUCGAGGAGUCGCCGCGCUGGCUGAUCGCCAAGGAGAGGGACGCCGAGGCCGAGGCCCUGAUCGUCAAGUACCACGCCAACGGCGACGCCUCCGACCUCAUCGUGCCGCUGGAGAUGGAGGAGAUCAGGGCCGCCCUGCGCCUCGAGGCCGAGGCCUCGCGCACGACGUCCUACCUCUCCUUCUUCCAGACGCCGGGAAACCGACGCAGGUUCCUCAUCAUCCUCUGCGUCGGCUUCUUCUCUCAAUGGUCCGGCAACGGUCUGAUUUCCUACUACCUCACCCUCAUCCUCGACUCGAUCGGAUACACUUCGGAAGACACCCAGACGCUCAUCAACGCCCUGCUCACGCUCUGGGGUCUCGUCUGGGGCAUCCUCGCCUCGGUCCUCGUCAACCGCUUCCGCCGCCGCACCAUGUUCAUGGUCUCCACCGUCGGCUCCCUCGUGUGCUACGUCAUCUGGACCGGCCUCCAGGCGACCUACGAGAGGCAGACGGACCUCACCGGCGAGGGGUCCCCGGCCCUGGCGAAGGGCGUGCUGGCCAUGAUCUUCUUGUACAACGUCACCUUCACCGUGGGCUGGGGCGCCCUGCAGGUCACCUACGUCGUCGAGAUCCUGCCUUACAACCUCCGCGCCAAGGGCCUGGUGCUGUACAACCUGUUCGUCGCCCUGGCGCUGAUCUUCAACCAGUACGCCAACCCCAUCGGCGUGACCAACUCCAAGUGGAAGUACUACAUUACGUACGACGUCUGGUUGGCCUUUGAGGCUUUGGUCGUCUACUUCGUCUUCGUGGAGACGGGCAAGAUGAGUCUCGAGGAGACUGCCGUCAUCCUCGACGGCGUCGAGGAUAAGCUGGUCGAAGAGGUUGCGCAGAGGACGGAAAAGCUCGCCAUGGGCGGCAAAGAGGCCAUGUGA
This is a messenger RNA of Colletotrichum graminicola M1.001, 1575 nucleotides long. RefSeq lists its product as uncharacterized. Gene Ontology annotation, biological process: transmembrane transport; carbohydrate transport. The transcript is spliced from 3 exons. The coding region runs from base 1 to 1575 and encodes 524 amino acids. NCBI's taxonomy places the organism in Eukaryota, Fungi, Ascomycota, Sordariomycetes, Glomerellales, Glomerellaceae. The record is from RefSeq and is a predicted model, not a curated record. Gene Ontology annotation, cellular component: membrane. Gene Ontology annotation, molecular function: carbohydrate:proton symporter activity.